This is a messenger RNA of Populus euphratica (Euphrates poplar), 2553 nucleotides long. RefSeq names its product Protein kinase superfamily protein (gene LYK5). The transcript is spliced from 2 exons. Gene Ontology annotation, molecular function: protein kinase activity; ATP binding. The coding region runs from base 360 to 2324 and encodes 654 amino acids. The record is from RefSeq and is a predicted model, not a curated record. Gene Ontology annotation, biological process: protein phosphorylation. NCBI's taxonomy places the organism in Eukaryota, Viridiplantae, Streptophyta, Magnoliopsida, Malpighiales, Salicaceae.
AUUAUUGACUUGCCUGUGGAUCCAUAAUUUCCAAGCCCCCCCCCCCUCCCCAUUGUUAAAUCAAUUCAAGACAAUGACAGUUUAAGACCAAAACCCACGCCCACGACUGCUAUGCCUGUCAUCCACUCCCCUUCCCUGCUUUCCAUGUUCUCGGAAUCACGAUCUCCAUAGUCAAAACCAAAACCAAAGAAAAAAAUUAUCUUCCUGCUGAAACUAAUUCUUUCCACCCGGAUCCAAUCAACAUCCUCCACCCCCUUGUUAACUAUAUAUUUAUUAUUCAAUCACAGAACUGAUUAAUUAGUGAAUUAACAGAUCUUGAGUUGCUUGAUCCAUCCAUCCCUCACCUGAGCUCCUGUUCCAUGGACUUUCUUAUACUGUAUCUGUAUGUGGUGCUGCUGCUCUCACCAGCACUAGUACAAGGGCAACAAACCUAUUUAGCCAACCACCAACUGGACUGCUACAACAAUGCCUUCAAUGAAACGACCAAGGGAUUUCUGUGCAACGGAGUUCAAUCAUCAUGCCAAUCCUACCUCACCUUCCGAUCUAUGCCUCCCUACAAUUCUCCUGUCCUUAUUGCCUAUCUCUUAGGCGUCCCACAAUCCGCCACUCUCAUCGCCUCCAUAAAUAACCUCUCCUCUGACACUGCCGCUAUUCCCACCAACUCCCAGGUCGUGGUUCCAGUCAACUGCUCCUGUUAUGCCCGUCAAUAUUACCAGCACAAUUCCACCUAUCUGCUCAAGGACAAAUCCGAAACCUACUUCAGCGUGGCCAACAACACCUACCAAGGCCUCACCACAUGCCAGUCCUUGAUGUCUCAGAAUCCAUACGGCGAUCGGAAUCUGUCAGUCGGUCUCAAUCUCCAAAUACCCCUGAGGUGUGCUUGCCCAACUUCCAACCAGAAUGCUUCAGGGAUCAACUACUUGCUCACCUACAUGGUCACUUGGGGCGAUUCGGUCUCUUCCAUUGCCCAGCUGUUUGGCGUUGACGAGCAGAGGGUACUUGAUGCAAACAAGCUGUCUUCCUCCAAUAUCAUUUUCCCCUUCACUCCGAUUCUGGUUCCUCUGCCCACUGAGCCCACCAAAAUUGAACAGCCAUUGCCCCCCCCCCCCCCUGCCGCACCAUCUCCGCAGACUCCCAAUGUUUCCGUUGGGGGCUCUUCCGAUCACAAAGCCUUGUAUGUGGGUGUUGGGAUAGGAGCUGCUUUCCUCAUUCUUCUACUUGCUGCGUUUGGAUUUCUGUUUUGGCACCGCAAAUCUCGUAAGCAACAGAAGCCUGUCUCCGCGUCAGAACCCGAAACGCUGCCAUCAGUCUCUACUGAUUUCACUGUACUUCCAGUCUCCAACAACAAAUCUUGGUCUCUCUCUUCUCAUGACGCCCGAUAUGCUAUUGAGUCCUUGACUGUCUACAAAUACCAGGACUUACAAGUGGCCACCGGGUACUUCGCCGAAGCUAAUCUGAUCAAGGGCUCGGUUUAUAGGGGAUCUUUCAAGGGUGACACAGCCGCAGUCAAGGUCGUGAAAGGAGAUGUCUCCAGUGAGAUCAACAUUUUGAAGAUGAUCAAUCACUCCAACGUCAUCAGGCUCUCUGGUUUCUGCUUACAUGAAGGCAACACUUACCUUGUUUAUGAGCACGCCGACAAUGGCUCUCUCACUGAUUGGCUUCACUCUAACAACAUGUACCGAAUUCUUGCUUGGAAGCAGAGAGUUCGGAUUGCCUACGAUGUGGCUGAUGCCCUCAAUUACCUUCACAACUACACCAACCCGUCCUAUAUCCAUAAGAACUUGAAGACCAGCAACAUUCUUUUGGAUGCCAACUUGAGAGCCAAGGUUGCUAAUUUCGGCUUGGCAAGAACACUGGAAAAUGACCAAGAUGGUGGACUGCAACUGACAAGACAUGUGGUAGGCACUCAAGGUUAUUUGGCCCCCGAGUACAUCGAGAAUGGAGUUAUCACCCCGAAAUUAGAUGUUUUUGCUUUCGGGGUUGUGAUGUUGGAGCUCUUAUCUGGGAAGGAUGCAGCUGCUACAGCUACUGACAAGAGUGCAGGAGACGACUUGCUCUCUGUAAUGAUAAUGCGUGUGCUUGAGGGGGACAAUGUGAGAGAGAAACUCUCUGCCUUCUUGGACCCUUGCCUAAGAGACGAGUACCCCUUGGAUCUAGCUUUCUCAAUGGCCCAACUGGCUAAAAGCUGUGUCGAGCAUGAUCUCAAUACACGACCUUCAAUGUCUCAAGUUUUCAUGAUGUUGUCCAAGAUCCUUUCGUCUUCGUUGGACUGGGAUCCAUCCGAUGAGCUCAAUGGAUCUAGGUCUAUAGACAGUGGCAGGUAGAUAAAUAAUAGCACGUUUCAAUUCACAUCAGUAUUAAGAACAUGAAAUAGCAGGUAGAUAGAGCACAAGGCUACUUCUCACAUAUCAGUGAAGCCAUUACGUUUUCUCUGACAUGCCAAUGUUGUUGGCAUUAGCUAUUACAUUUUAUCAGACAUGCAACUGGACACCUGAAAUGUACUUUCUUAACACAACUUGUUCCCAAGAGUGUCAUUGUCACUGUCUUCUUAUU